Molecule: messenger RNA, 945 nt
Organism: Schizophyllum commune H4-8
Lineage: Eukaryota; Fungi; Basidiomycota; Agaricomycetes; Agaricales; Schizophyllaceae
Exons: 10
Coding region: 1-945 (314 amino acids)
Source: RefSeq, a predicted model, not a curated record
AUGGCCACUUCCGCUCCUUCUACGCCUUCAAUUCCAGACGUGCGAACCUCCCUUGGGCCGAUACUCAUCUCCUCUGUCCUCUCCUGGAUCCUAUGGGGCAUGCUUACGAUGCAAGUCAUACGCUACUACUUGUCGUAUCAGCGAGACUCCUCGGUCAUGAAGAGCAUGGUUGGCCUCGUCAGACUUCCCUCCGAUGUUGCCGGGCUGACAAAUGGACCCGCAACUAGGUCGCCUCCGUUUGCGGCCGUGUGGUACCUCUCGACAAUGAUCGGGCGAGAUCCCACCAAGGGUGUUGGUCACGAUCGUCGUGCAGGGUUUUUGCUUCUGGAGGAUAUGGAAGCCUAUGUUCCGGUCGCACUAUACGUGCGUGCUUACGACUUUGCUACAAAUAGCUUCGGCAACGUAUCGGCCGCACAAAGGAGGUUCUUCCUCGACCUGGCCGGCUUCGGCUACCUCGCCGCCGUCUUCGUCGCCGACUUGACCAUGGCGGGCUUGUUGACGGCGCUGCUAUAUAGGCAACAUUUGAAGACACCGCUGAAGAACACCAGCGAGAUGCUGCGCCGACUCCUGUACUUCUCCAUCAAUACCGGGACAUGGACCGCCGUGUUUGCGCUCCUGGCGAUCAUCUUGUCCAUCCGCCCCGUCGGCGAUGCCUACUACUGGACCAUGUUCGACGUCGCCGUGUGCGGCAUCUACAGCAACACGCUCCUCGUGAACCUCAACGGGCGCGACUACAUCGUCGGCGAGGAGGCGAUUACGCUCUCCUUCCUCAAGCCCUCGGGGGACGAGUCGAGCUUGACGGCGGGCGACUCCAGUAACAUAAAGGGCGACUCGAGUCAUAAGGCAGGCGACUUAGGCACGAAGGCGAGCAUAUUGGGUCAGCGCUCUGACUCCCUGAAGGCGGGUGGGGAGGAGGGCGAAAGUAUCGCUCAACCUCGCUGGUGA